UUUUGAAGACAUCGCGGGAGACAUCCUGAAAAUAACACCGUUUUGCAGCAGCGAUGCGCCCGCGCAGUGGCGCUGCCGUCGCCCGCUUAUCCGACGCCAUUUUCAUACACUCCCCGAGCUUUCCCGCACACAGGAAAAACAACUUCAAUGACACUUAUUCAAAGUACUUGUGAUCCCAAAGUAGAGAUGAUGGAUUCAACCACUGUGAAAGAAGACAGCGGUAAACCUUCAAGGCCUGUUAGAAAUCGACGAUACACAAGGCGUAGUUUAGUCGUCGGUCAACGUCCACAGAAAAGAUUAUUUACCCCUGAAAUUAAAAGAUACCUCAAAGAUUGGUUGGUUCGACGAAGAGACAACCCGUACCCUAACUCCCGGGAGGAAAAGAAAUAUUUAUCCCGUGAAACAGGACUCACAUACAUUCAAAUAUGCAAUUGGUUUGCUAAUUGGAGAAGAAAAUUAAAAAACGUCAACGCGGACAGGCAUCAGUUAACAUGGGGACAUCUCAUUCGCACUUACAACGAUCGCGCACAAGGUAAUGUUGAACAAUUCAGCAUCUGUUCCGACGACAGCAUAUGGAGCGAACCCGAACCGGACAGUCGUGAACAUGACCAUACUGAAAUAGAUGAAGACUUCAUAGACAGCCCCGAAACAAUUAGAGACCACAAUGAUCCUGACACUUCGGCGCUAAAAGAAAAAUGUAACAACAUCAACAAUAACUAUUCGUAUGAUUUACAGCAUAGUGAUGAAAAUACUCAUUUAGAAACUAAAAACUUAACAAGUCCAAUGCUUUUGAGCAAAUGGUUGGAAAGUGCUGCACGUUUUCAACCAAGUGAGAGCAAUUACGCUUGGUGGGCUAAUGGAAAACGAAGAAAGCCGGAGGCGAAAAUUCAAAGAAUAACAAUUAACACAAUUACCCGACACGAUCGCGACGAAGUAGAAGCAGCUGUUGCACUAACUGCUUUGGCAACUUCCGCGAACCGUGUCGCGACACCCUGACUGUUCGCAAUAAGCCUACAUUUAUUCCAAAUACGUAAACAAACCGGUACGAACUGUCCAAAAUAAUCAUAUUUUGAAUCUACCUACUAGAAACGAUAACUUCUGAUAUUCAUAUCCGUAAGAAAUUAAAGGUAUAUGUUUGCAAAACGUAAAUACGAGAAAUUCUUAAUUGUUACAUCACAUUUACCAUUAAUGCACAAAUGUACAAUGACUCCAUCUUCCAAAUUACAUCUUAAUAUUGUGAUAAUAUAUAUUAAUACGUUUUACUCACGCAAUUUACCUUUAAUUAAAUUAUAAAAUGACCUUUACAAGGAAAUUUGUAUAAUUGUAAAAAAUUAAACAAGUGUUAAGAAUCCAGGAACACAUUCACUGCAUAGCGUAAAAUUGUUUUUAUUAUAAAUAUAUGAUCUUGCUCAAGUAUUAUAUGAAAUGAAAUGUAUGUUAAGUAUAUAUUUAAUCGUACCUACAUAGAAUAGUUACUAUUGUUUUGAUCUCUAUUAUAUUAGUCAUAAGUUGUUAAUCCAACCAAAGAUUGUGCUUAAAUACCAACCGCAAUAAAUAUUGCCAUCAAA
Manduca sexta (tobacco hornworm) is the source of this 1568-nucleotide messenger RNA. RefSeq lists its product as uncharacterized. The record is from RefSeq and is a predicted model, not a curated record. Bases 148 to 996 code for a protein of 282 amino acids. Lineage: Eukaryota; Metazoa; Arthropoda; Insecta; Lepidoptera; Sphingidae. Gene Ontology annotation, biological process: muscle organ development; regulation of transcription by RNA polymerase II; cell development. The transcript has 4 exons. Gene Ontology annotation, molecular function: RNA polymerase II cis-regulatory region sequence-specific DNA binding; DNA-binding transcription factor activity, RNA polymerase II-specific. Gene Ontology annotation, cellular component: nucleus.